AUGGGGGACGAGGAACGGAAAACGUGCUUCGAGUUGGCCAUCCAGAAUGUGCAAUGUGGAGCGGGGAUGGGGCUCUUGUUCGGCGCCGUUCAGGAGUCCUUCAAGAACCCCCCGCAGCCUAGACCAACGGACAAGGUAGUAUUGAACCCUCCCAAGAGCGACGUGAUGGCCAAGGCAAUGUCGUCCAUGGGGAGGCAGGCGUUCAUGAUGGCGGCCGUGGCUGUGGUCUACAGCGCUGGAGAGUGCGGAUCGGAGUAUGUCCGGGGCAAGGACGACGCGGUCAACUCCGCCGUAGGGGCGUGCAUGGCUGCCGGCGCGGCGGGAUUGAAGACUGGAAAGAUCUCCCACGCGUGCGCGGGGUGUCUGGGGGGUGCGGUGAUCAUGUCCGCCGUUAGACUUGGCACCGACAUCAACGGCAGCAAGUCCUUGGACCGGGCCCGACUCGACGCCAAGCGGGCGGGCAAGCGCGAGAAGCUCGAGGGCGUAUAGACGACAACAAUGACUUUAGGAGCUGGAAAGGUCGGGCCGUUGGGGACAGGAAGUGCUCCAGCACCGACAGGGGGGAGAUUGGGGGGCGUGGGGAAAACAGAUCGUUCGCGUACGUGAAGAGCGUGGGUCAAUUUCGGCCGGUUCAACAACUGGGGGAGUUUUGACGGGCUUUUUUUUUUGUCUUUCCUGCGGGCGCUUGAGAACGCUGCGGACUUGCCCAGGGUGGGUGCAUCGGCAAAUGGUCCCCCGCUGAUGCGGGCAUGAUCAUACCUGGGUGUACGGACACCCAGUCAGCGGGUGC
Messenger RNA from Ectocarpus siliculosus, 790 nucleotides. The record is from the annotation of a GenBank genome assembly. NCBI's taxonomy places the organism in Eukaryota, Phaeophyceae, Ectocarpales, Ectocarpaceae.